Molecule: messenger RNA, 1276 nt
Organism: Kockovaella imperatae
Lineage: Eukaryota; Fungi; Basidiomycota; Tremellomycetes; Tremellales; Cuniculitremaceae
Product: Ribokinase-like protein
Exons: 5
Coding region: 107-1270 (387 amino acids)
Biological process (GO): pyridoxal 5'-phosphate salvage
Cellular component (GO): cytosol
Molecular function (GO): pyridoxal kinase activity
Source: RefSeq, a predicted model, not a curated record
UGUCAUCUCACCUCUCCCGAACGAAAAUGACGCAAGUAAAAGCAGAUUUUCCGUUCGAGUCCAAAACUUCUUUCGAGGUCUGACAGCAGUUGAUUAUCGUCAAACGAUGCAGCCUUUCACGAAAGCGGAGAGAGUUCUCUCUAUUCAAUCUCAUGUUGUUUCGGGUUUUGCCGGGAACAAAGCAGCUACGUUCCCGUUGCAAUAUCUCGGAUUUCAGGUCGAUGCUGUCAAUACCGUCAAUUUUUCCAAUCACACCGGCUAUGGUCACACCAACGGGCACAAGACGACGGCUGAGCAAUUGAAUCUCAUCUUCUCGGGACUAAACGAUAACGGCUUGCUGGUACCCUAUCCUCGAAUACUGACCGGUUACGUACCUGGUGCCGAAGCACUGCAAUGCGUUGCCGAUCAGCUCGCAGAGGUCCGCCGGUGUAAUCCAGGCUGCGUCUAUCUUCUAGACCCGGUCAUGGGAGAUAUCGGCCGGGGUUUGUACGUGGCCGAGCAAGUCAUCCCGAUUUAUAAGAGUAUGCUUCCUCUUGCCACCAUCAUCACCCCCAACCACUUCGAAUUAGAGCUGCUAUCCGAUAUGAAGAUCACGUCGCCGUCAUCACUUCAGCAGGCUAUACGCCAUCUGCACGAGAAAUACAGCCUGACACAUGUUGUUGUGUCUUCCAUUUCCCUGCCUAGCUCCCUCGUAUCGCGUUUUGAUCUGCCCGGGCCGCCAGACUCCUAUCAGAGUCUACUCGGCGCCACCACUCCCUCUCGUUACACAGGUGCUCAAGAUUUUUCGACUUCAGAAGGGACCAAUCUGGUGUGUCUCGCAAGCACCUAUAGAGCAGAAGGCCGGCAGCUUGUCACUUCGGCAUAUGCUCUACCAAACGUCGAGGCCUAUUUUGCUGGAGUAGGGGACUUGUUCUCUUCAAUGGUCAUGGCGCACUUUGGCAAUCUAUCGGGAGCGUCUGAACAGGACUUACAGACCGCGGUGUCGAAAGCCCUGUUGAUCGUUCAACGUAUCCUGCUGCGCUCCCAUAUGCACUCGAUGCAGGUAGAUGGUGACGCGUCACCAGGAGAGAACGUGAUGCCGUCAGACACUGAGGCGGAUAACGAGAACCCGCGGAGGCAAGGCAACCCUAGCAGGCGUGCGCGGCGCAUGCGACUCCGGGAGCUCAGAAUAAUAGAAGACCGAUCAUUGCUCCGAGUCGCCUCAGACGAUGGAUGGAAUGGCGGUAGGGUCAAUCUGGAGCUUCCUGAGCUUGACACAUACCAUUUCUAGAGGUCU